Botrytis byssoidea is the source of this 2379-nucleotide messenger RNA. RefSeq lists its product as uncharacterized. The record is from RefSeq and is a predicted model, not a curated record. Lineage: Eukaryota; Fungi; Ascomycota; Leotiomycetes; Helotiales; Sclerotiniaceae. The transcript is spliced from 3 exons. The coding region runs from base 1 to 2379 and encodes 792 amino acids.
AUGCUUCUCCGGUAUAGAAGUAGUCUCUUCUCUGCCAUUGGCGCUCUCUUCAUCCUUUGGACAUUGUUAAGAAAUCACGGAAAGAUUGUAAGCCAUGUGGUUGAACAGUAUAAAGGUACAGUGGUAACGGAAACUGUGAAAGGGUCAGGUUUUGAACAAGUACCUACGAUUCAGAUUAUCGAUCCUCUGGUAGUUGAAAUCCCAAAACCACAAGAAUACUUUUUUCAAGCUCCACCAAAAGUUCCAAUUGGUCCGCCGACCCUCAUCAAACCUACGAUUGUGAGCAGCAGAGUCACUAUUCAUUUGUCAAUACAAAACCUCGAGGCCACGAUAACAGAAAUAUCCUCUUCAGGAUUCUCAACUUCAACUGCAACGUCCAUCAUUCAGGAUGAGUUCGUGAAAGAGAACGCGAUACUUGGGCAGGAACCAAGUGCGGGCCAAAUUUAUGGGAACACCCUGAAUGGAGUUGUAGGAGCGGGCUCGCAUACCGAAUCUCACUUAUCUGUCCUCAAUGAGAUUGAUGUCUGGAAAUCGUAUAGCAAAUCGAAACCACUUGAAUAUAACCCAUAUCCCGACUAUAAUAGUGAAGUUUGGAAGUCAAAGAACAAAGGAGACUAUGUGCCAUGCGAUGGAGCAGAUGGGCCAAUCAAAAAUAUCUUGGCGUUCUCAGGACAUCCGAAAGUCUUCGAAGAACCGCAGAUGGGAUCAUUCUCGCUCUUUGAUAUCGACAGUAACUUAUGCUUCGAGAGAGAAACUAGGCUCGGUUUAUACGGCUACGCGGAAAGUUUUGUAGAGUCAAUCGGCACUGGCCCACUUGUUGGGACAAUCCAGAAUAAACGCGAUGUGCCUACGAGAAUACAGUGGGAUGACAUUAACUGGGGAUCACUUCAAACUCAAUGUGUUGAAAAGAACACGAACCGAUACCUAGUUUCCGAGACUUCCCAUCCAUCCAAUGAAGAAAUCAUGAUUCCUGCUCAAAAUGCAUCGUUGGCAUGGUAUAAUUCGAAGGCAAAAGAAACCAAUACCAAGAAAAGAGUACUUGGCACUAUCGUUAAUCGAAAGCAGAAUGAUGAAGAUGAGCCGAAAGAUCAUUUCGUUCAGGCACAACUAUCAAAGGCAGCCAUAGCUGCAAUCGAUUCCAAACAGCCCUUUAAAUCACGUACAGCAAUUAUGCUUCGAUCCUACUCUGGAAAGAAGUGGAACGACAAUGACAAGCAAAAUGUUCGCUCGCUUAUUACAGAGCUAGCUUUGAAAUCUGGAGGGGAGUACGAGGUUUUCUUGCUCGUACAUAUCAGAAACAGUACCAUUGCCAUUGAGAACGACGCAGACUACAUCGAAGCUCUCCAGAAAAAUGUCCCCACAGAAUUUCAUGACAUCGCGGUGCUUUGGAACGAAGCUUACGUACAGGGGUUUUACCCACUCAUCCCGAAAAAGGUUACUAACGUACAUCAAUCUCAAUGGCUCCCCGUUCAGAUAUUCGCACUUGAUUAUCCACAGUUUGACUUCUAUUGGAAUUGGGAAAUGGACACUCGAUAUACUGGCAAUCAUUAUGAUCUUCUCGAGAGGCUCAUAAACUUCGGAAUAGACCAACCAAGAAAAUAUUUAUGGGAACGGAAUGAACGAUAUUAUAUUCCAUCGAUACAUGGUUCCUACAAUACUGAGUUCCGCAAGUCGGUUGAAAUUCUCUCGGGUAAAGAUACGAUAUGGGCUCCACCGAAAAUUGCAAAUGUUAUUCCCACCGGUCCAUCGCCGCCUGUUUCAGACCCAGCACACGAUAAUUAUGAAUGGGGCGUUGGCGAAGCGGCAGACUAUAUAUCUGUUGCACCAAUGUUUAAUCCAAAUGGCACUGGAUGGGUUGGAAGAAACGAUGUCUGGGGAUUUGAUGGAUGUAAUGAUACUCCUCGUCGUACAACCAUCAUCACACAUUCAAUGUGUAGUAAGAAGUUGCUGGAUGCUAUGCAUACUGAAAAUCUUAAAGGGAAUCAUGUCAGCAGCGAAAUGACACCUCAGACUGUUGCUCUACUUCAUGGAUUGAAAGCAGUGUAUGCACCUCUUCCAAUAUUCUUUGACAGGGCUUGGAAUGGUACUAGCUUAAAUAAAUGGUUCAACCCUGGACCAAAAGGAGAGAGCGGUAUUUCAUCAGACAGUCCAUACGGUUGGGGUAAGGAGAAAAGAUUCCUGGGAAUGACAUGGUAUUACAGGGCCAUUCCACCAGGUCGGCUGUAUAAUAAUUGGAUGGGAUGGGCGGAUCAUGGAAUUGGUGGGGUUGAGUGGGAGAAAAUACAUGGCAGGCCAUGUCUUCCCCCACUUUUACUUCAUCCUGUCAAAAAUACAGAGAAUACGAAGCCAGGUUAUUCUACGAAAUACAAUUUCCCUUGA